AAUCAAUAUCCAUGUUCGUUUAUUAUGAGGGAGAACCUCAGUAAAGAAAAUUAUGGAAGAGUUAACAAACCUUGAUCAUUUUAACGAGCAAGAGCACCCCUGAAACUCACAUGAUAUUGCUAUAUAUAUAUAUAGCGUUACGAGUAGUUAAUUAGCUCGGCCCAUCUCUCACAUGUCGAUCAGAAGUUUUGGUAAUCCAAUUUGGUUGCGUCAAUGCAUGCCCUUGCUGAAAACAGGAAGACUGAAUAGCCUUGUCAAGCAACAUGAAGAUUUCAAUGUGUCAUGUGAAACAAAUGAUGGGUCCUCUUGUGGCCACAGAGUAGUUUUAAGUACCCAUCACUCCUUCCCUCCCACUCAAUACCCUGCCAUUCCACUGCUCCACAAUUCCGCUCUCGUAAUUCCUUCCUCCCUCCCUCCCUCCCUUGAUCCAAAGAUGCUCCCGAGAACUCAGAGCAUCUUCCAUGUAGGGGAGGAAGUCUGGGAGGCCACGGAGCCCAGUGCGGCCGUCGGAGAGCUCGAACGCAGCUCGAGAGGAGCAAUCGAGCGACUCGAAGGGCUUCGGAUUCUCAUUCAGCAUUCCGUGCGCCAAUCGAACGUCGUGAUCAAGUCUUGCCUCAAGCCCUGCGCGCCUCAUCAUUUGCUCAGCCUCGGGGCUUCUUCCUCUGCCACGCAGUUGGGCUUUCUGAAAACUUGCUUCCUGUGCAAAUCUGAGCUGAGUCCUCAUAAGGAUGUGUAUAUGUAUAGCAGGGGGGAUCAGGGAUUUUGCAGCGAAGAAUGUCGAGGCCAGCAAAUUUUGAUUGAUGAGAGAAAAGAGAUGGAAUUGCUGAGCACGAGGGAGAGGUUGAAGGCUAUUCAUCAUCGUCGUCUGCGCGAAUCUGGUCGUCAUAAGAGAAGGAUUUUGGUAGCGGCAUAGAACGGAAUUUGAAGAAAUAAAAGAUAAGAUGCGCGCGUAUUUUAAUAAUCUUUGCUUGAAACAUAAAUGAACGGAAAUUUUUGAAGAAUGUGGAAGGAUGGCAUUGCACCAUUGCUUGUUGUACCUUGUCAAUUGAAUUAUGAUGUGCGAGUAUAUAUGAUUUGUGGCUAAUAAACUGGCAAAUGACUCCCGAAUA
Messenger RNA from Zingiber officinale, 1109 nucleotides. RefSeq lists its product as uncharacterized. The transcript is spliced from 2 exons. The record is from RefSeq and is a predicted model, not a curated record. Lineage: Eukaryota; Viridiplantae; Streptophyta; Magnoliopsida; Zingiberales; Zingiberaceae. The coding region runs from base 173 to 913 and encodes 246 amino acids.